Dracunculus medinensis (Guinea worm) is the source of this 741-nucleotide messenger RNA. The record is from the annotation of a GenBank genome assembly. NCBI's taxonomy places the organism in Eukaryota, Metazoa, Nematoda, Chromadorea, Rhabditida, Dracunculidae.
AUGGUAUUCUGCAACAGAGAAUUCAAGUUGUCGCUCUUGAAUGACGCAGAUUACAAUGGAAAUACUUAUAACACCUAUAUAUUGAAUAGCAAGGAAAAAGGAUAUAAUAGUGGAUUUGAUGAAAUUAAUCCCCCUUUUCUAAAUAAUAAUGAUAAUUUUGACUUUGUUCCGUAUGAGCAGAACAAUUUCGAGGUUAAGCUUAAGCCGGAUUCAAAUGUGGUCGGUUUGCUAGCAUUCCAACUUGUCGGCAACCGAACAAGUGGUGUAUUUAUACGGUGCGUUGAUCAAACAUCGGAGCAGUCAAAGCAGUUGAGAGAUGGCGAUCGAAUUAGUGAAGUUUGUGGGAUUGAUGUAAAAAAGAUGACAUGUGAUCAGAUUGCAACAAUUCUUCGAACUUCUCUGAUAAAAAAUGGAUUUGUUGUAUUAAAAGUAACUGCGAAGAUUUGUAAGAAAAUAACGCAGUCUCCAAAAUGCGCGAUUAUACCGAACCCUCGUAUGAAUGGGGAAAGCAGCUUUAUGGGCGAUUGUACAAUCAAAUAUAAUAAAACAGGUCAAUCGAUCAGUGAGUGCAGUUGGGAAUCAGACAAUUUGGAUGAAAGUUUUCAGGAUUACAUGCGAUUGAAAGGAUUGUAUAAGCGUGGAUUAGUUUUAGCGCAGAGGGAUCUAAGAGUUCUAUGCUCCGUGUUCCUUGCUGAAUUUUCGUUGAAAUCAGAGUUAGAAUAUUUGCAGCAAUCAAUUUAA